This is a messenger RNA of Angiostrongylus costaricensis, 477 nucleotides long. The record is from the annotation of a GenBank genome assembly. NCBI's taxonomy places the organism in Eukaryota, Metazoa, Nematoda, Chromadorea, Rhabditida, Metastrongylidae.
AUGAUGUACGAUAUGAAUGUCGAUAUGUCAUUGAGAAUUCUUUGUAUAUUCGAGUAUCAUUACCGAAUCGUGCUGCAGUUUAUUGAACUGGUUAUCUCCGGAAACAUUAGACCCCAUGAACGCCACUUACAUGAACUCCAGAAUGAAAUGCGAGAAAUGGGUUUCGAAGACGAUCCCGUAAAAAAGUGGAAGGGCGAGAAAGCAGAUUUGUCUUACUUGACUAACAUGCCGAUGAGCCGCUUGACUGUAAGCGAAGUGCACGAAUUUCGAGUUCAGUUGAAUAGCAUUUAUGAGAAGCUGAAUAGAGUUGCUGCAUUGUCAUGGCAGGAUGCUUGGUUGACCGAUUUGCAGGUGCUAGAAAAGGAAGGCUAUGGUGAUCGUUGGUAUGGUCAUCUGGCGUCGAUGGCUUCGUUAGCCGUUCUGGGCACUGUUACACCUUUGGCAUAUCCGCCGCCGCUGACUUCCUCUCUGAAGUAG